UGUUAGUGCGCAUGCGCAAGCCUCCACGAGGCCGCCUGGAGGGAUAUCUCACCCAUUUCUAAAGACACUGCAUAAUUAAAUGGCAGUCACUCAGGACAGCCUCACGGCACUGGCCGGCUACCUCACACAAACACUGUCUGAGAAGUAUGAUGUCCGCAAGCCUGCAGAAGAUUACCUCAUCUCAGUAGAGGGGAGCCCCAACUUCACCAUGCUGCUAUUGCAACUGAUCGAGGCUGAGCAGGUGGACAUCACCAUUCGACUGGCAGCUGCCAUUAACUUCAAGAAUGUGAUUAAACGAAACUGGAGAAUUGUGGAGGAUCAGGAGAACAAGAUAUCUGCUGUGGACAGAGAGUUGGUGAAGAAGCACAUUGUGGGCCUCAUGUUGAAGACCCCUGAGGCCAUACAGAGACAGCUCAGUGAUGCCAUCACCAUCAUUGGUCGUGAGGACUUCCCGACAAAAUGGGAGGGGCUGCUACAGGAAAUGGUGAACCAUUUUAAAAGCGGAGACUUCCACAAGAUCAAUGGCAUCCUCCGCACCGCCCACUCGCUCACUAAACGCUAUCGCCACGAGUUCAAGUCGCAGGAUCUGUGGACAGAGAUCAAGUUUGUGUUGGAGCUGUUUGCUGAACCGUUCUCAGAGCUCUUCCAGUCCACCAUUACUCUAGUGGGACAACACAGCGGCAACAAGCAAGCUCUGCAGGUUCUGUUCAAUUCUCUGCUGUUGAUAUGCAAAGUGUUCUUCAGUCUAACGUCUCAGGACCUUCCCGACGAAUUCGCUGACGAGAAACUCGUGCCAUGGAUGAACCAUUUCCACUCUCUCCUCACGACCACCGACAAACUGUUGGAGACUGACGAUGACGAAGAAGCCGGUCCACUAGAGCUUGUCAAAUCACAAAUCUGCGAGAUAGCUGCUAUGUUUGCACAGAAAUACGAUGAAGAUUUCUCGACCUAUCUCCCACAAUUUGUGCAGUCCAUUUGGAAUCUACUAGUAUCCACGGAUAUCAAGCCCAAACACGAUCAUCUUGUGUCCAAUUCUCUCGAGUUUUUAGCGUCCGUUUCCGAGCGACCUACCUACAAAGAUUUGUUUGCUGACCCCACCACAUUGCGUAGCAUCUGCGAGAAAGUGAUUAUUCCAAACAUCCAGUUUAGAGAAGCCGACGAAGAAUUAUUCGAGGACAACCCUGAGGAAUAUCUACGACGCGAUCUAGAAGGAUCAGAUAUUGGCACAAGACGCCACUCCGCGUGCAAUCUCGUCCGUAGCCUUUGUCGUUUUUUCGAAGCUCCUGUGACUGAGAUUUUCACUGCCCACAUAAUGACAAUGCUGCAACAGUAUGCUACCGACCCUGCUGGCCAUUGGAAGGCUAAGGACUCUGCACUUUAUCUCAUCACGGCCAUUGCUGCUCGCUCCAAAACAAGCAAACACGGCAUCACAAAGACGAGCGAUUUAGUGAAUAUCACAGACAUCUUUGCCUCCCAGUGCCUUCCUGAACUACAGAAGCCUAAUCUAGCCGAGCAACCUGUUCUGCGAGCCGAUUCCAUUCGUUAUUUGACCAUAUUCCGGUCUCUACUACCUAAAGAGGUCUUACUGAGUGCUCUGCCCCUCCUCUGCCAUCACCUCACCUCACCUCAGCACGUUGUACACACCUAUGCCGCUCACUGUCUGGAGAAGCUAUGUAUAAUACGAGGACCCGAUGGCAACGCUAUAUUGCAAGCUGCCGACAUACAACCACACUUUGACGCACUGGUGGGGAACCUGUUCGGAAUAUUCAAGAUACAAGGCUCAGAGCAAAACGAAUACGCCAUGAAGGCCAUUCUUCGUGCCAUGUCUACCAUGCAGGACAAAGUGGCCCCAUACUCCGACACUCUCCUCAAGGAGCUCUCUAAGAAGCUCGCAGAAGUGAGCCAAAACCCCAGCAAACCCCACUUCAACCACUACCUGUUUGAAUCAAUUUGUUGCAUCAUUCGCCAUUCUUGUCGUGUGAACAUCUCUCUGGUUGAACAGUUUGAAUCAUCGUUGUUUCCACUUAUUGAGAGUAUUUUGGUGAGAGAUGUGAGUGAGUUCCUUCCGUACGUGUUCCAAAUCCUCUCUCUGCUCUUGGAGCUCCGCCCACUUCCCAUUCCACAGCCUUAUAUGGUCAUCUACCCUCUGUUACUUACGCCGGGUCUAUGGGAACGCACUGGCAACGUGCCUGCUCUGGUUAGACUGCUCCAAGCAUUUAUUGUGAAGGCCCCUUCUGAUGUCGUGACCGAGGAUAAACUGUCCGCUUUGUUGGGAGUCUUUCAGAAACUAAUUGCGUCAAAAACCAACGAUCACGAAGGAUUUUACCUCAUCAGCAGUUUGGUGGAAAGUCUGGAGCCUUCUGUACUAGCAUCACAACUCAAAGGCAUUUUCACACUGUUAUUUCAACGCCUUACGAGCAGUAAGACCACCAAAUACAUCAAGGGUCUGUUGGUUUUUUUCUCACUCUUUGCCGGCAAGUACGGAGGCUCGCAACUCAUUCUGACUAUCGACUCGAUUCAGCCCAAGCUGUUCCAAAUGGUUGUACAGAGAUUGUUUCUCCUCGACGUACAGAAAGUGAGCGGAACAACAGAGAGGAAGAUUUGUGCCGUUGGAAUCACCAAACUGCUCACUGAAACCCCGGAGAUGUUAUCACCUCCGUACGUUGACCUUUGGACCUCCCUCCUCCAAGCUCUCAUCAGUUUAUUCGAGCUCCCCCAAGACGACACGCUACCAGACGAUGAACAUUUUAUUGAAAUCGAGGACACCCCUGGUUAUCAGACGGCCUUCUCUCAGCUGAUAUUUGCCGGGAUCAAAGAGCAUGACCCGUUUGGAGGUGUGGUCCCGAAUGUCAAGGCCCAUCUCGCUACCAGUCUACACAAACUGUCCACACAGUACCCGGGAAAGUUACAGGGAAUGAUUCAAGCUGGGUUAACGGCCGAGGCCACGCGCUACUUACAGCAGUAUCUGCAGUUAGCUAACGUUUCAACUCUUAUGUAGUUAAAGAGUGUUUUAGUGACUGUGUAUCUGCUACUCUAUAAUAAUGUGUUUAAUACGGCAAUGAUUAUUAUUGAUUUGUGAAAUAAUUAUUGUUGACGGUAAUUUGUGUGUAUAAAA
Messenger RNA from Halichondria panicea, 3115 nucleotides. Its product is annotated as exportin-2-like. Bases 80 to 2998 code for a protein of 972 amino acids. Gene Ontology annotation, biological process: protein export from nucleus; protein import into nucleus. Gene Ontology annotation, cellular component: nuclear envelope; cytosol. The record is from RefSeq and is a predicted model, not a curated record. Lineage: Eukaryota; Metazoa; Porifera; Demospongiae; Suberitida; Halichondriidae. Gene Ontology annotation, molecular function: nuclear export signal receptor activity; small GTPase binding. The transcript has 5 exons.